AAGGAGGAAACAACAGCAGCUCCAACCAGGGCAGACUUCCUGAGAUGAUGCAACCAAUCCUGCUCCUGCUGGCCUUCCUCCUGCUGCCCAGGGCAGAUGCAGGUGAGUGACCUGGGGGCCCAACCCCAUCCCACAGGUCCCCUGCCCUUUCUUCACAUUCCUGAUCCAUCUAUCUACCAGGAAUAUUCUGAACUCCAGCUCCCAUCCUACCGAGACCCCCCAAGAGUGAUGCUGGAUAAACUAUCAGCAGGAAUGGCAGAGCAAAACACUGUUCUCGAGAAGAGCCAGUGGGUGCUAUCCCCUCCUCAGAGCCCACCUUUGUCACCUGGAGAGUGGUACUUUCCUAGAAGUAAAUGGCAGAGGACGAAAUAUUAAAUUAUUCUAGAGUGGGCCUGGCUUCUGUUUCUGAGAUAAGACAGGUGCUUCUCUCACUGUCUUCUUAGGAGAGAAACCCAGAGCUCAGCUGCCUACAGAAUUGGUGCAGUCACUGUCCUCAAAGCACUGUUAAUGCGUUUGCUCAGUCCCAUUCUCCAAUUCUGCUUUUCUUCUCUGGUCUUUAGUGGCUCCCUUCUUUCUGAAGAUGAGGCACUGUGGCAGGCCCCAACUUCCCUGCUUUCUAGAAUUCCACCAGCACUGCUCUACCAGCCCUCAUCCAGAGGCUAACUGGAGCCAGUCCAUCAUGCAGCCAGGAACAUUUAUUGGGCACCCAGCACAUGUCAGGCUCUAGGAAAUAGGAUGUGACAGUAUCUAGAGCCCUCCACUUAACACUCUGGCCGUUAGAAAGCAGCACUAUCCUAGACACCACAAGACUCCUAAGGGUCUUGGAAACUCACUUGAAACAAAGCAAAGUCAGGAGAGGAAUGAUCAGGAGCCUCUGGAAUUUCACUGUCCCUAAGACAGGUAUGCUCGCAUUCAACUACAUAUGGAAGAAAGAUUUCAGACCAAAGCCUGCUAUUCUUCCCUUUUUCAGAGCAGGAAAUUGAAGCCCCUUCCUCCAGGCCCCUCCCAACUCCAGGCUAUCCCAGGCUCCCAACUGCCCAGGAGUUCUGGAACCAUCAAGCAGGAACUCACCCAGCAGACUGCAUGGGUGCACACAAGCAGACAGACUUUUCCUUCAGGGGAGAUCAUCGGGGGACAUGAGGCCAAGCCCCACUCCCACCCCUACAUGGCCUAUCUUGCAAUCUGGGAUCAGGAGUCUCUGAAGAGGUGUGGUGGCUUCCUGGUACGAGAGGACUUCGUGCUGACAGCUGCUCACUGUUGGGGAAGUUCUAUAAAUGUCACCCUGGGGGCCCACAAUAUCAAGAAACAGGAGAGGACCCAGCAGAGCAUGCCUGUGAGAAGAACCUUCUGCCACCCAGAUUAUAAUCCUGAGAACUUCUCCAGUGACAUUAUGCUACUGCAGCUGGAGAGAAAGGCCAAGAGGACCACAGCUGUACAGCCCCUCAGGCUACCCAGCAGCAAAGCCCAGGUGAAGCCAGGGCAGGUGUGCAGUGUGGCCGGCUGGGGACGGACAACCCCCAUGGGAACAUAUUCACACACACUACAGGCGGUAAACCUGACGGUGCAGGAAGAUCGAAAGUGUGAAUCCUGCUUACGCAAUUAUUACGACAGUACAGUUGAGUUGUGUGUGGGGGACCCAGAGAUUAAAAAGGCUUCCUUUAAGGGGGACUCCGGAGGCCCCCUUGUGUGUAACAAGGUGGCCCAGGGCAUUGUCUCUCAUGGACCACGCAAUGGCAAGUCUCCACGGGCCUUCACCAAAGUCUCAAGCUUUGUACACUGGAUAAAGAAAACCAUGAGGCCGGGGACGAUGGCUUACACCUGUAAUCCCAGGACUUUGGGAGGCCGAGGCAGGUGGAUCACGAGGUCAAGAGUUUGAGACCAGCCUGGCUAAGAUGUUGAAACUCCACCUCAGUUAAAAAUACAAAAAUUUGCCAGGCAUGGUGGCAUAUACCUGUAAUCCCAGCUAUUCAGGAGGCUGAGGCAGAAGAACCACUUGAAUCCAGGAGGCAGAGGUUGCAGUGAGCCAAGAUCAUGCCACUGUACUCCAGCCUGGGUGACAGAGCAAGACUCCAUGUAAAAAAAAAAAAAAAAAAAAAAAAAAACGAAAGGAAAAGAAAACCAGGAAAUGCCACUAACUACAGGAAGCAAACUAAGCUCCCUUUGUGAUGAACCACCUUCUCUGGAGCUGAGUCCAGAUUUAUACUGGGAGAGGUGCCAGCAACUGAAUAAAUACCUCCAAGCUGAGUGGAAAGGCUGGUUUCUUGUUUAUUCAUUGACCCUCAUUCACAAGCACCAGGUCUGUGUUAUGCAGGCCAAUGACACAAUUUUGCUGCUUUCUGCUUUCUCCUCUUCCCUCACCCCUUGCCACCUCCCCAAACACCCACUCAAAGCUGAUGCCCAGCUCUUUCUUAUCCAUACCAGUUUCGACAGGGCCUGCCCUUCUGCCAGGGCUGAAGCUGAUCACCAUCAGGAGACAACGUGGACCACUUU
Callithrix jacchus (white-tufted-ear marmoset) is the source of this 2490-nucleotide messenger RNA. RefSeq names its product granzyme B (gene GZMB). Gene Ontology annotation, molecular function: serine-type endopeptidase activity. Lineage: Eukaryota; Metazoa; Chordata; Mammalia; Primates; Cebidae. Gene Ontology annotation, biological process: proteolysis. The record is from RefSeq and is a predicted model, not a curated record. Gene Ontology annotation, cellular component: cytoplasm; intracellular membrane-bounded organelle.